AUGAUAUCCCUACUCUACUCGCUCCUGCUUCUGGCAGCGUCGGGCCCAUUCGCAGCGGCCGCUUCGGACAAACAGCUCAAGCCAUGUACCGUCAUCUCACCCACGUCCGAGCGCUUCUUCGACCUGAACCCUAUGCGCCGCCAGCCACCAUCGGAGUCGGACGGCAAGAAAAGUAGCAAGAAGGAGGGCGAAGAAGGCAGCUGGCAUGCCAAGGGCUACGAUUACAAUGCCAACUUCACAAUUAACUUCUGUGGACCUGUAGUGGAGGAGCUGGACAAGGUGCAAGAUCUAGACAAGGGCCUUUGGAAGAACGUCAGCGCAUUCUACGAGAGAGGAGAUAAGCAAUGGGCUAUUGGUCUCGAGAACUCAGAGCCCAUCUUCCGCGGUCGCAAGCUCAUUCUAAACUACACCGGAGGUUCGCUCUGCCCAGAUCUGUCCUCGAAAUCCAAGCGCACGCUCGAACCCAUCUCUCUUGACACCCGCGAGAUCAUUGACGGCGACGACGAUGACGGCAAGGAUGACGGAGACAAGAAACCCUCCAAGAAGACUGAGCGCCGCAAGACUACCAUCAUCUCUCUGCUUUGCGACAACGACCCGCUUGCGAAAACCAGUGUGUCCUUCGUUGCGGCGGUAGACGACUGCUCUUACUUCUUCGAAGGCCGCUCGCCCUUCGCAUGCGGCGGCGUGCACCAGGAUACCCAAGCACUAGGCCCCGGCGGCGUCUUCGGGGUCAUCGUCAUGAUCGCCGUAGCCGUAUACUUUGCUGGUGGUUGCGUCUACCAACGCACCGUCAUGCACCAGCGCGGAUGGAGACAGCUGCCCAACUACGCCAUGUGGGCAGGCAUCUGGCGCUUCUUCUCUGACAUGUUCAUCAUUCUUACUUCGUCGUGUGCGCGCUUCAUGCCUUCCCGCCGGGGCUACAGUCGCGUCUCGCUCGGCCAGGAUAGCGGGCGGAGGGGACGAAGGAAUGAAGAUGAGGAUAGGUUAAUAGACAACCUGGACGAGGAGUGGGACGAUUAG
Molecule: messenger RNA, 1020 nt
Organism: Alternaria metachromatica
Lineage: Eukaryota; Fungi; Ascomycota; Dothideomycetes; Pleosporales; Pleosporaceae
Exons: 3
Coding region: 1-1020 (339 amino acids)
Biological process (GO): vacuolar transport
Source: RefSeq, a predicted model, not a curated record